Messenger RNA from Belonocnema kinseyi, 3616 nucleotides. It is a transcript of the gene SdhA, whose product is annotated as succinate dehydrogenase [ubiquinone] flavoprotein subunit, mitochondrial. The coding region runs from base 144 to 2129 and encodes 661 amino acids. Gene Ontology annotation, molecular function: flavin adenine dinucleotide binding; succinate dehydrogenase (quinone) activity; electron transfer activity. NCBI's taxonomy places the organism in Eukaryota, Metazoa, Arthropoda, Insecta, Hymenoptera, Cynipidae. The record is from RefSeq and is a predicted model, not a curated record. The transcript is spliced from 9 exons. Gene Ontology annotation, biological process: mitochondrial electron transport, succinate to ubiquinone; tricarboxylic acid cycle.
UCGAUUUCAGUCGGUACUCAACCAGCUCCGAAUAAACUCACAUAGCCGUGCGAGAAGUGCGCAAGUGAAAAAUUGGGGUUAGUCCUGGUUGGCAGAUUGUCGAAUUUAAUCGGCGUUUUAUCGACAAUUGGGCCUAAACAAUCAUGAACGGAAUGCUAAAAGUGUCAACCAUCCUGGCUAAAAAUUUCCCUACAACGACCCUGAACAAAUUGGGAUUACCUCUGAUUGCCAGUCGUCAACUGCAUUACACCCCGGACGGUAAAAACGCAAAAGUGUCCGAUGGGGUAUCAAAAAACUACCCUCUAGUGGACCACACAUACGAUGCUGUUGUGGUCGGAGCUGGUGGUGCCGGUCUUCGAGCAGCUUAUGGCCUAGUCGCGGAAGGUUUUAAAACCGCUGUAAUCACUAAAUUAUUUCCCACGAGAUCUCACACUGUCGCUGCUCAAGGAGGCAUCAACGCUGCCCUUGGAAAUAUGGAAGAUGACAACUGGCAAUGGCACAUGUACGACACAGUCAAAGGAUCCGACUGGCUUGGCGACCAAGACGCUAUUCACUACAUGACUCGCGAAGCUCCCAAGGCUGUCAUUGAACUAGAAAACUGUGGCAUGCCCUUCAGUAGAACGUCCGAUGGCAAAAUUUACCAAAGGGCCUUUGGUGGACAGUCUUUGAAGUUCGGAAAAGGUGGACAAGCUCACAGGUGUUGUUGUGUAGCCGAUAGAACCGGACAUUCUUUACUUCAUACACUUUACGGACAAUCUUUGAGCUACGAUUGCAACUACUUUGUUGAGUAUUUCGCGCUGGAUUUGCUCAUGGAGGGUGGGGAAUGCCGAGGAGUAAUUGCACUCUGUUUGGAAGAUGGUUCGCUUCAUCGGUUCCAUGCUAAGAACACCGUCCUGGCCACUGGAGGAUAUGGAAGAGCCUAUUUCUCAUGCACUUCGGCGCACACUUGUACCGGAGACGGCACGGCGAUGGUAUCCAGAGCCAAUCUGCCGAACCAGGACCUCGAAUUCGUCCAGUUUCACCCCACUGGAAUCUACGGAGCUGGUUGCCUUAUUACGGAAGGAAGCAGAGGAGAAGGAGGCUAUUUGAUAAAUAGCGAGGGAGAAAGAUUUAUGGAAAGAUACGCGCCAGUCGCAAAGGAUCUCGCGUCUCGCGACGUUGUUUCAAGGUCUAUGACAAUCGAAAUUCGCGAGGGCCGAGGCGUCGGUCCAGAAAAAGAUCACAUCUACCUCCAACUUCACCACUUGCCGCCAGAGCAAUUGGCUGCAAGAUUACCCGGUAUUUCCGAGACUGCGAUGAUCUUUGCAGGAGUCGACGUAACUCGAGAGCCAAUUCCAGUUUUGCCAACUGUUCACUAUAACAUGGGUGGCGUUCCAACGAAUUACAAAGGACAAGUUCUAACAAGUCAAAACAAUCAGGACAAAGUUGUUCCUGGUCUCUAUGCUUGUGGCGAGGCUGCCUGCGCUUCUGUCCACGGUGCUAAUCGUCUCGGCGCGAACUCUCUUCUCGAUCUCGUUGUCUUUGGCCGAGCGUGCGCGAAAACGAUCGCCCAAGAAAAUAAACCUGGAGAACCGAUUGGAAGACUCAGUCCUAACGCGGGAGAAGAAUCUGUCGCUAAUUUGGACGCAUUGAGGAACGCUAAUGGUUCUAUUUCUACGGCUGAAUUAAGGCUGAAUAUGCAGAAAACGAUGCAGACGCACGCUGCCGUCUUCAGAGAGGCGCAGACGUUGCAAGAAGGUUGCAAGAAAAUGAGUGAUAUAUACAAGAAGCAAGACGAAGUUAAAGUCGCAGAUCGGUCCCUUGUUUGGAACUCGGAUCUGGUGGAGACCCUUGAGCUUCAAAAUUUAAUGAUAAACGCUGUGCAGACUAUUACGGCUGCUGAAAACAGAAAGGAAAGUCGAGGAGCACAUGCGAGAGAGGAUUUCAAAGAUAGAAUUGACGAAUACGAUUACAGCAAACCUUUGGAUGGUCAACAGCCCAAACCUAUCGAACAGCACUGGAGAAAACACACCCUUACAAGAGUCAACCCGAGAACUGGAGACGUUUCAAUCGAGUACAGACCGGUUAUAGACGAAACGCUGGACCUCAAUGAAUGCAAGACAGUUCCACCCGCGAUCCGUUCCUACUAGAUUAUUAACUACGACUCACCUGUAAUUUAGUCUGAAUUUCCUCAUCCGACAUCCGGUUACAUGAUGUGGAUUAUACGCGCGCCGAAUGCCAACUGGAAUGCGAGUCAGUCAAAACUCGGAGCGACCCAAUUAUUGCUAAUCAUCGAUCGUUUCACCAAUAAGCAAUGAUUUAAUUUAUUCUCUCGAUCUUCUUCGUCGUGCACCAAAGUUUACUCUUGUCAAUGCUUGCACGUCCAGCGGGCGAUCUCAGACGUCCUUUUAGGAUAUUGAUGCUGACCUUAUUUAUUGUAUCGAGAAAAGAAGCCCUGACUAUCUCUCCGCAGAAAAAAUACAGCUGUAUUAUAUUAGGAUUUAGGUAAUAUGUUACUAUCAAUCUAAGUCGCACGCCUUUUAAGGAGAAGUCUCGUUCUUUGUCUAUAUUUGUAUACGUCUGUCCGAAACCCUGACGAUUUUUUUUCGAUUUUUUUUGGGAAACUUAAAACUUCUUUGUAAAGGAAAAAUGAAAGUUUUAAAAAGAAAACAAUUUUUAAUUCACUUUUUCGAUAAGACUAUCGAGUAUCUGCUUUAAUGUUAUUGAUAUUUUUCAGAAAUGCUUUCUAUAUUCUUUACGAGAUGUUCUUGACUUUUGUUUUCGAUCAAAUUUCAAAUAGUUCACUUAUUUACGUAGUUGCUCCUUAAGAGAUCGUGUAGCAUAACUUUGGCACUUUGUUAUGCGGCUUUAUACUUAAUUCGCAUUCACGGCAACGUGAUAAUACAAACUGGCGUUUAUUUUGAACGCAAGGAAAAUUUAAAAAAAAAAGGAAAAAGUGCUAGAAACAGUUUUUUUUGAAUUGCUGCAAAUACCUUCGACUUGUACAUACAUCCAUACAUGACGGUUAAGAAAAAUCUUCAAGAAAACGAAAAAAAGAAGCAUUUGUCGAAUAACAUUUGCAAAAGAAAAAACAGAUCGAAAAGUGAGAGCAUUAAAUCUAAUAAUCCAGAGUCGUUAAAUGUUAACAGAAUGAAAAGUAGAUUGACUGCGAGAAUGUUUAUCCUUUUCUCUUUAUUGUCUUUUUAAUCAAAGUAUUACAACACGGAUCUGAAAAAAUUAUGUAGAAUCAGUAUUUUAAUCAGUUUCUGCAAUCGAUUAUGACCGUUGCACAUUGAACUGUGCGUAACUCUGUUGAAUGGAAUCAAUAAUUAAAGAAAUUAAUUCCUUCGAUAAUGUUUGUUACAUUCAGCGACUACGAAAAGGGAAGCAGACGAAAGCUGAUGCGCUUUCAGAUUCUUCCUUUGUCUCUUCAUUGGCGAUUGUUACUGCGUUGCGUGAUUUCACUUUUAGUUCAGUUUUAAUAUAAAGUAAAAAAAAACACUUUGUGGCACAAGUAUAGAAUCAUUUAGUUAUCACUGGUUCUGGUCAUGCGAAAAUGCUUUUGCGAAUGGUGAAUGUCUGAAAAUAACUGUGACGAUUAUCAAUAAAACAAAAAUAAUUUGGAUCGAAAUUAUAA